Messenger RNA from Lutzomyia longipalpis, 5350 nucleotides. RefSeq names its product ankyrin repeat and KH domain-containing protein mask. Gene Ontology annotation, biological process: regulation of transcription by RNA polymerase II. The transcript has 12 exons. The record is from RefSeq and is a predicted model, not a curated record. Bases 382 to 5172 code for a protein of 1596 amino acids. Lineage: Eukaryota; Metazoa; Arthropoda; Insecta; Diptera; Psychodidae. Gene Ontology annotation, cellular component: nucleus.
UUGGCGUGAAAUGAAAAUGUUUCUUGGUGCAACAAAAACCAAGCUUCCCUCUGAGUUUUCCCAAAAUUUUGUGUGUUUAUUCGGAUAAAAUAGUGCAAAAGACCAAUAAAUAGUUGUGAAAAAGUUGAAAUAAUGAAUAUUUCUUGUGAUUUAUGGUAAAAGAAAGCCCAGCGAAUCCAUGUAAAUGUGUAGCAAGAUGGUCAAAUCGCUCGGAUGUGAAUUAAGUGGUGGACGAAAUUCACUUGGACUUGUUGUUGUUGUUGGCCCAGCAAACAAUCCGGCAUCUCCUUCCACACAAGCUCUAUUUGCCACCCCAUCCAAAUUACCACGAGCGCGUACAUUUGGGCGGUUUGUACAACACGAUCGAACAGAUCUUUCUGUAUGGAGUCAAUAAAUCGUGAUGAGAACAAUGCUUGCCGCCAUCAAUCAAAGAAAUCAUUGCAGGUGGCUUCCAACAAUGUUGUAACCUGGGAUGCAAAGAAACGUUUCAGCAGCAGCAGCAGUAGCAGUAGCAGCAGCAAAUCAUUGAGCAAUAAAGGGGACAGCAAGGAGAAGAGUGGGGUGUUUGGGAAGGUGCACAAGGACGCAUCAAAAUCAAAUUUAAUUGCUACAGAAUCAAAAGAAACUAAUUUCGAGUACGACGACCACGAAUGGGAUAUUAGAGGUAUUGGUGACUUGAUCACCGAUCUCGAUGCAGACAUUGAGAAAUCCUCAUUUGUAAACACCCAUCAUACGUCCCAUGAGAAUAAAGACACAUCAUCAACGGAGAAGACUGAGACUAUAGUCGGGGAAAAAGCGCAAAAUUUACAACAAACAUCCCAAAUUGUCACAAUGUCAUCAACGUCCAGUGGAUCUGGAAAUAAUAAGGCUAUGAAAUUGUCUGUUGACCAUCAGGCGACACUCGAAAAAGGUCUCAAGAUGAAGAUAAAGAGGACAAAGCCAGGCACUAAGACGUCUGAAGCGAAACACGUAAUUGUUAAAUCGGAACAAAAUGGUUUCCCAUCGGAGAGAGAUGACAGCAAUAUAGUUGACAACAAAAAACAAGGAUCUGGACAUUUGGUACAACAGCUACCAACAACAGCACCAGCACCGGUGAUUGCAUCGAAGCGCAAUAGUUCUCAUCGGCGAGAUAAAGUUAAGGAUAAGGCAGCUCAGCGGGAGCUCCAUGAGCAGCAGCAGCAGCAGCAGCAACAACAACAGAACACAGAUAGUGGGGGUUGUGGAUGUUCUCACGAUGGGGAUGACUAUUCAUGUGGGAAUUUGGCGUGUCCACGCAAUAAGACAGCCACCGAUACGGCCAAGAUGCUAAAUAUCCAAGCUGAUGUGACAAUGACAUCAGCAGAUGCCCCAACUGGAGGAACUACCGCUGGUGGUGGUGGGAAUACAGGCGAGGGUAAACACUUUGGUAUGGAUAAAAUAGCCAGCAAUCAUGCAGCUGGUGGAUCAGCCAAGAAGGAGGCACAACAAUCAAUCAUUCCGAUGAAGACAGACACUGUUGAUGGUGAUGGAAAGCUCCACACAGCCAGUGGUGGUGGUGGUGGGAAUAUCUUGUCGCUCCAUGCAUCCUCAUCAGCUGGUGCCCAGGAGCACGAUGACACACUCAAAUCGCCACCGCUGAAAAAGUUAAAAUGUGAUCAGAAGGUUCUACAUGACAUGUCCGUUGGUACGUCCGUUGGUACAAUCACUGAACCCGAUUGUCUGGGACCAUGUGAGCCGGGUACGUCGGUGACAUUGGAGGGGAUUGUGUGGCAUGAAACGGAGGGUGGUGUACUCGUUGUGAAUGUUACAUGGCGCGGGAAGACCUACGUUGGUACCCUCUUGGACUGCACACAACAUGAUUGGGCACCACCAAGAUUCUGCGAUUCACCCAUUGAGGAUCUUGAUAUGCGGACACCAAAAGCAAGGGCAAAACGCGGAAGAAGUGCCGCAAAUACAUCGCACAAUGAUCUGAGUAAUUUCACCGAGACUCGCAGUUCCGUACAUAGCAAAUUACGCAACUGUGGUGCAAAAGGUCGCGGUGGACAGCGUCUCUCUACAACAACAUCCACAAAUUCCUCCCCCGUAUCCACAGUUUCCACUGCAUCAGCAUCAAUUUCCUCCACAACAACCUCAUCAACAUCAUGCGGUGUUGGUGGAUCAGGUGCUGGUGGUGGUGGUGGUAGUGCUGUGACACAGCCCAUGUCACCGGUUUCACGGCAUGAUAAACGUAAAUCGCGCGAUGAGGUGGAACCCACGUCAGCGGUGUCUUCCGGUACGGCGGCAACAGGGUCAGCAGCAGGAAGUGGUGGUGGUGCACCAAAUGCUGAGCAAACACAGAACAUUAUAAACCCAAUAACGGGGCUAAAUGUGCAGAUUGUAACGAAGAAAUGCACCAUAACACGAUGCCCUGUGUCACCGGUGCUGCUGGAGUGCCCGGAACAGGAUUGCAAUAAGAAAUAUAAGAAUCCCAUUGGAUUGAAAUAUCAUCAGAGUCAUGCACAUGGAGGGGGAUUUGUUUCCAUGGAUGAAGAAUCCCCGCCAACACCGGAAUCCCCACAGACAGUAACGACUGAUGGUGUUGCGGCUGCAGGGCAAAAUGCUGCUGAUAUGAAGAAAGCACUGAAUGGCUCAACGGAACCAUCAGUUCUAGCGGGUGCGGAGGAUGAUGAGGUGGCUGAGAAGGCUGCACCAACAUCGGCAACUCCGCAGAAUACAAAGAGGAAUGAAGUUGAGAUGCUGAAUCCACUUCAGCAUGGAUUUACUACGCAACAACAAACUCAUGUUGGGGCUACGUUCCCCAUUAAACCGGGUGGAGUAGCAGCAGCAGCAGCAGCAGGGAGUCAACAACUUGGGGAUGUUGUAAAGAAUGAAACGGAUUUACAUUUUCCACAAUCAGGAAAAAUAUUUGCAGAUGAAGAAAAGGAUGGGCAAGAGAAGCCACAACGUGUUUUACUUUGCCCACCAAAGGGAGGAGUUGCAGCAUCAGAGGUUCAGGGUAUUGUUUCAGCUGUUGCGGAUGAUGCAGCAGAUGCCACAUACCUGGGGAAAGGGAAUGCCGGUGACUAUGGGAGGCAGAAGAAAAAUCGUAAAUCACCAACAAUUGCGGAGAAUGCCAAUGAGAAUGCUACAAUUAAUCGUCCGGAUGAUGUAAAGAGUCCAGCAUACAGUGAUAUCUCUGAUGAUUCCACACCAGUGAUAGAUUCCGAGAAUUCCGAAAAACUCCGACUUGUAAAGGGAUUAGAUGAGCGCCAGCCAGCUGUGGAAGUAUCAACGAAUUCCAUAAAUAUUGGAAAUUUCGGCAUGUACCCAUUCUACAGUCAAUCAUCCUUUAUGAUGUCACCGGAACAUUUGCGUGCACAAGCAGCGGCGGGUAAAGUACCACCAAUACCUGCAACAGCUGGUGCUCCACGAGGGGUUGUUGCUGGUACAGCGGAUUAUGGGGCAACAAAGGCUUCCAAGGAGUCACAACCACCACCAGUGGAUCUCAUGAAUAAAUCUCAGGCCGUUGAUCCUGCAAGUGGUGGUGGUGGGAAUUCCGGGCCACCUCCAUCACAGAUGUCCCUCAAGGAUUUCCCAAGCAAUGCGCAACAAGCAAAAGUUCUCUCUCAUUUCUAUCCUUACAACUUCAUGUCGAGUGGAUAUGCGUAUGAUCUUGAAUCCAGCUACGGUGCUGUUGGGCUAAUAUCAUCAACGGAUGAGAGUAAGGAUACGAGCAAUAGAUCAGCAACACCAACAAGUGGAAAGGAUGAUAAUAAUCCCUACAAACAGGCAUCAUCAAGUCCAAAUGAUCCAAUAAAGACAACACCAUCGAAGGUCUCGAUAAAAGUGGAAUCGCACACUGGGGGUAAAGAAUUGACUGAUUCACACAUGUCCUGCUACACGAAGGAGUCUUCCCCGCAUAUUCCCAAUCAUUUCCCUUCCGCGGCUGCUGUUGCAGCAGCAGCUGCAUACCAAAGCCAAAGGCCACAUGGCGUUCCAACGUCUGUCCAUCAGCUGGCAGCAAGAGAUGAAGAUCUCAAAAGAUUCUACGUUUAUUCGGACAGUAGACGCUUAAAUCCCUCUGCCGUGGGUGGGAGUGGUAUAAAAGAAGAACCCCCGUAUGGGCAUCCAAUGUCUGCUGGGCCUGGGGGGGGAUCAAUUUCAAGUGGUCAACCACAGCAAGGAGGUGCAUCACAGCCCCCAGGUGUGCAACAGGUGCCACCAGUUAGUGCCCAUGGGAGUGGUGGACCACCAAAUGGACAAUCACAGAGUCAGGGGUCAAAGGGUGGUGGUCCAUCUGCCCCAUCGGGUGCUUCGUCAUCCACUGCUGUGAGUGAGCGGUCAAAGAUGCAACAACACGGCGGUGGGGAUGUGAAGACAGAAGAUGGGGGUGGUGGUGGUGGUGGUAAGCAAAUAAAGCAAGAAGGGCAAAAGCCAACAAUGGAAACUCAAGGUCCUCCACCACCACCAACGUCACAAUACUACUUGCCAUACAUAAAUCCGUCACCAUUCCCCUUUGACACGGCACAUCCAAUGUACAGGAAUAUGCUUGUCCCAGCUGCCCCGUAUAACCAUCCAUCGACAUACCAUCACAUCCAAAUGGCCGCUGCAGCGCGCUACCACUCACCCGAGGAUCUCUCGCGGACAUCCAACCCAAAAGCAUUGGAUAUGCUGCAGCAUCAGGCAACGCAGUACUACAAUUCCCACAAGAUACACGAAUUGAGUGAGAGGGCACUCAAGAGCCCAACAAGUGGUACAGCAGCAGCCACACAGGGGCAAAGUGGUGGCCCUGGUGGUCCUGGGGGUUCAAGUGGUGCUGGGGGUGGUGCAGGAGGAAGUGCAAGUGGUGCGAAGAUUUGUGUCUCUAGUCCAAAUUCGAGUUUAGUGCAGCAGCAGCAGCAACAGCAGCAACAGGCAACAACGUCAGUUGCAUCAGCAAUUGUUGGUGGUCCGGGUGGUGCUGCGGCAAAUGCCGGUGGUCAGGGCGGUGUUGGAGGAAGUGCAAAUGUCGUUGGGGGUCCAAAGGGGGAUGACAAGAGUGGUACAGGAAGGAGUCCACCGCCUCAGAGGCACGUACAUACGCACCAUCAUACACACGUAGGACUCGGCUAUCCCAUGUAUCCGGCUCCGUAUGGAGCUGCCGUGAUUGCCAGUCAACAAGCAGCUGCUGUUGCGGUCAUUAAUCCAUUCCCACCAUCUGGUCCCGGCAAGUAAAAAACAAACAAAAAAUGAUCGACAGGAGGGAGAGGGUGUGAGAGAGAGAGGUGUGAAAGAAGCGGAGAGAGAGAGAGUGACAUGGACACUUGUUAAUUCUGCUCCAAAGGGUCAGAAGAAGAAAAAAAAAAACUAAAAACAAAAUAAAAGGACUGUAGGUGAAAAACAAAAGAAAAAA